Messenger RNA from Mesorhabditis spiculigera, 3066 nucleotides. The record is from the annotation of a GenBank genome assembly. Lineage: Eukaryota; Metazoa; Nematoda; Chromadorea; Rhabditida; Rhabditidae.
AUGGUGGUCGGGUCGACAAUUGGGACGCUGGGCAGCGUCUCUGCCGGGGUUACGGUGGCAAACUGUUCAUCACCACCAACCCGGCCGACGUGCGGUGGCUCCAGAACUUCACAGGUGGCUUUGCGCAGCAGCUGGCAGUGGGCCGAGUACCCGGAGAUGUACGAGGUGCAGCAAACAUUCUGGAAGCAAGGCGAACCGAAUAUCUAUCCGAAUUACGACGAUGUUUGCGUGGCGAUGUCGAAAUCGAGUCCUGAGUGGAUCUCCUCGCUUUGUAGCGCCGUGAAUUUGAUCGUUUGUGCGCGAGAUGUGCAGCAUGACAAAUCCCCGGUGUUCUGCGCCUCCAACGAGCAGCAGCAACGAGAAUUGAGCUGCACCCAGGGCACCACGAUCACAAUCGAUUACGCGAGCUAUGGGAGUACGACCGGGACCACCUGCAACGGACAGGCAAGGCGAUACGACUGCGAAAAUGUGCAUUCACUGCAAACCAUCGUCAAUUUCUCCCAAUGCCGUGCGCUCAACUACACGCCCUCGGCCGCCCAGCUCCAAGUCGUCGACUUGCCCUGCCAGAAUUCGGCUUCGUGGAUCUGCUCGUCUGCUCCCUCUUCAGCUACCAUCAUCCGUCCCCUCCAGCGCUACAACAGCACCGACACCACCCGGCCUACCGUAGCCCCGCCCAAACGUGAAGAGGCCACCGAGUCAGCAUUUCCCGAUAUAUGGUGCCCGGCCACGAAGUGGAAAUCCCUGGAAUUCCAGCGGACGCGUGCCUGUCAGACGGCCACCGUAAACUGUCCGGAUCCGGAAAAUGUGAUCGGCACCGUCACCUGGCGCUGCGACUGUGAGACCGGAAAAUGGGUUGGCACACAGCCAAAUACGACCGGAUGCACGCAUAAAUGGGUUGGCGAGCUGCGCACUCGCGUCCAAAAUGGCGACCCUGCCGAGCAGCUGUCCACCUCGCUUAAUGAGCAGCUUGGGAUAACCUUGAAAAGCCAGCUGUAUGGCGGCGACAUCACCGGAUCUGUUGGGGCGAGCGCUGACAUGGUAGCCCUGGCUCGGAGCCAAUUUGCUCAACUCUUCGAUACUGCCGAAAAACAGUCCCGGAGCGCCAACUUUACGAAGAAUCUCGGCGGGGCUGGAGAUCACCUAUUUUCAAGCCCGGCGCAACUCGUCUGGUCAGGGUUGGACCCAGAAGAGAAGGUAUCUAUCGCCGCCAAGCUGAUGUCAGUUCUUCAAGAUUCAUCCCUACUAUGGGCCGACUACUUUUCGAAGUCUGAAGAGGACCUGAAAUACACGGAAUGGGAAAGCUCCAUCUCCAAGACGCAACAAUCCGUGAUGCAGUCCCCGAUGGUGGCGAUGAGCCCGGCGGCGUUUUCAGGAGCUGCAGAUGCUGCCGCGACGCCUACCGUGGAUGACGGAUCCAUCAAGGUUGCCUACUUCAUCUUCACGGCCCUGGGAGACCUGCUGGUGAGCAGCGAGCACGAAGUCAUCAACUCCCAAGUGAUUGGAGCGGCUGUGAAUGAUGCGCAACGUUCCGUUCCGCUGGAGAACAACGCGACAUUCCACUUUCCGCAUCUCCGCAGCGAUGGCGUGAGCAACGCCAGAUGCGUCUACUGGGACAUCCAUCGGGGGGCCUGGAGCCAAGACGGGUGCUUCUUGGUCUCGACUUCGGCCACCGAGACGACUUGCAGCUGUAACCAUUUGACGAGCUUUGCCAUCUUGAUGGACGUUUCUGGAAACGCGCUCGACGUCGUCUCAUCCAUCGGAUGCGCCUUUUCGAUCGUUUGCCUGGCGCUCUCCCUGCUGGUCUUCACUUGCUUCAGGUCCCUGUAUGGCCUGAGGAACACGAUCCACCGGAAUUUGUGUCUCUGCCUGCUGAUCGGAAAUCUCGUCUUUGUCAUUGGGAUCGAUAGAACCGGAAACAAGACGGGGUGCUCGGUGGUUGCCUUAAUCCUUCACUACUUCUUCUUGGCCGCCUUCUUCUGGAUGCUUAUCGAGGGCUACCAGCUCUACAUGAUGCUCAUUCAAGUGUUCGAGCCCUCGAACCGACGGAUGAUUCUGAUGGUAUGCCUGGCUUACGGGACCCCGCUGGUUAUCGUGAUCAUCUCGGCGGCGGUGCGGUGGAAGGACUAUGGAACGGAUUCCUACUGUUGGAUCAACACAGCCUCUCCAACCAUCUGGGCUUUUGUCGCUCCAGUAAUCGUCGUCAUUGCGGCCAACAUCGGCUUCCUGCUCAUCGCCCUCCGCGUCGUGCUCUCGGUUCGUCGAUCUGACAAGCCGCGCUCGCAACGAGUUUUUGGAUGGCUUAAGGGCUCCGCCACGCUACUCUGCCUGCUCGGCAUCACAUGGCUUUUCGGCUUCUUGACCGCAGUGAAGGGCUCCGGCUCAACCCUCGCCUUCGCCUGGAUCUUCACCAUCCUCAACUGCACGCAGGGCGUGUUCAUCUUCGUCCUCCACGUGCUGCUCAACGACAAAGUUCGAGCCGUUAUUGGAAAAUGGCUGCGCUCCGGCUCCUCCUCGGCAGCUGCAGACUACAACAGUCGCACUUGGUUCAGCAGCGGACAGAGGGUGAUCAACAUGUUGCGCGGGAAUACCACGCCCAACACCGCGUCCACCGACGACACGAAGGCAGGGGUUGUUGGCUCGUCAUCAGCCACGUUAUCCCCGGGAAAAACCGACGAACUGCUCCGCCGGCUCUCUGCUUCCGCCUCGGAUAGUCUACGCGACAAGGGCAUGGCUUACCGCCCAUCCCGGGACGCGGCCCCGAAGCCCAUCGUACUGGCCAGCCGGGUGGACGGGAUUGAGAAGAGUAGCAGCACCGACACUUCGGAUCCAAGAGUCUCCGUCGAACUUGACGCCGACCUUCCCGCUGACACCCGGCCUCCAGUUCAGCGCCGAAAAUUCCCGCUCGGGGCCCACCCGAGCGAGCGCGGUUCCAAGGGCCACUACGGGCCCAAAUUCCGAAAUUCCCGUGAAGUCAACGACGUCGAUGAGGCGGCAACGACAGCGCCAAGCUCAGCUGAAUCGGCCUUUGCGCUUGCGAGUCGGUCAUCUACUUAUAUUGAUCAUUUC